Molecule: messenger RNA, 1542 nt
Organism: Papilio polytes (common Mormon)
Lineage: Eukaryota; Metazoa; Arthropoda; Insecta; Lepidoptera; Papilionidae
Product: cytochrome P450 18a1-like
Exons: 7
Coding region: 1-1542 (513 amino acids)
Biological process (GO): xenobiotic metabolic process
Cellular component (GO): intracellular membrane-bounded organelle; cytoplasm
Molecular function (GO): heme binding; iron ion binding; oxidoreductase activity, acting on paired donors, with incorporation or reduction of molecular oxygen, reduced flavin or flavoprotein as one donor, and incorporation of one atom of oxygen
Source: RefSeq, a predicted model, not a curated record
AUGUACGAUUACAUUUAUAUGAUCUUUUUAGAAUACAUCUUUUGUAGUUAUCUUAGAUUCAUAUUAGUUACAUCAUGUUUACUAUUCUGUUGUUGGUUUAUAAAGAAACGCCUGGAUUAUAACUUGAGGCUACCGCCGGGUCCAUGGGGCAUACCCUUAUUAGGUCGUCUGCCGUGGAUCAGCGGGGGAUCACCUGACGCGUACUACUUAUCGCUUAAUUCUAAAUAUGGUGAUAUAUCGUCCGUGAGAUUGGGCAUCAAUCUGGUCGUAUGCAUCGGCUCUGCGACCACUUUAAGAGAUUUAUUCAACAGAUUCGAAUCCACAGGACGUCCGCAAACGCCCUUAAACAAUCUGAUGGGCGGCUUAGGUAUCGUGUUAAGUGAGAACGUAUUGUGGCGACGCCAGCGCCACUUCCUGCACGAUAAGUUCCGAGCCCUUGGCGUAAGCAUGUGGAAGCAUCAGCGGUUGGAGCAGAUCGUUAUGGUACAAAUCGAUGAAAUGCUUUUCAACAUUAAGAAUCGACUUGGUCAGCCUGUCGACCCCGUGUUAGUACUAGGAAGGCACUUACAUAACGUCAUUUGUCUACUGACUAUGAGCUAUCGAUUCGAGGAAGGCGACAAGGAGUUCAUUGUGUUCAACGAGAGGAUCGCUAGGAGUAUGAAGUUGUACGGCUCUGUGCACAUCGGAGAACAUCUUCCGUUUUACUUAGUUCUGCCAGGUAAAAAGGCUGUGAUAGAAGAAAUUAAUCGUAACCUAACAGACAUCAGUCAAUUUCAUGCAAGACAUAUUGAAGAACGUCUCAAGACGAGAAGCGAAUCUGGCAAGCAGGAGUACAAUGAUCUUCUGGAUUAUUAUCUAGAACAAGUACAGAAGGAGGAAGAAGGAAAAUGUCCUACAAUUUUCCAUAAUGUUACACCAGUGAGGCAGAUUGUCCAGGUUAUGAACGAUUUGUUCUCAUCCGGUAUGGAGACGUCUCGGAACACCGUUGUUUGGCUUCUGGUUAUGAUGCUACGAGAGACUGUCGUCGCUGCGAGGGUCAAAGAUGAGCUGGCAAAGGUGGUUGGCGUGGGGAAUAUGGUGACCAUGGAACAUAGACAGAAGCUGCCGUACAUUGAAGCUGUUAUCUACGAAACUCUACGGCGUGUGUCCGUUGUACCACUGGGAACUACCCACGUUAAUACUGAGGAUUGGGAAAUCAAUGGCUUAUUGAUACCUGCCGGUUCACACAUCGUUCCGUUGAUCAAUAAAAUCAAUAUGGAUCCGGUUUUAUUCGUGGAACCUGAAAAAUUCUUACCCGAAAGAUUCCUGAAAGACGGCAACCUACAUCUGCCUGAUUAUUUCACACCGUUCGGAGUUGGACGAAGGAUUUGUUUGGGUAUCCACUUGGCAAGAAUUGAAUUGUUUCUGUUUUUCACUAAUUUAAUGAAUCAUUACGAGUUUAAUUUGGCUAAAGGGGAGAAACUGCCAGGGUUGGAAGGUCAUGUCGGUAUAACGCAUUCCGCUCAGCCGUAUACGCUUGUUUUUAAGAAAUUCAAGGAAUAA